GCUUUUUUUAACUGCUGCGAGUGCAGGAAGUUGACUGUCCACUGCAGUGUUUGAAGGGACAUAAUAAGGGAACUUUAAAUUUGCACAAAACGCCUGGAAACCAAAAAAACAUUUGGAAUAAACCGUAUGAGAAAGACUUCAGACUUUAUUGGAUGCUCGGAAGAAAGUACCAGAGGCCCUUUUCUGUUUUGAAAUUGUUCUUCACAUCUUCAUCACCUUCUCCCUCCCCUUGUCAUCAUUAUGGACUCCUCUCCUGUCCUUCGUCAGCAAAGUCACAACAAAAUCCGCAGUGACUUUCAGAGAAUGAAGAAUGAACAUAACAAAAUGCCAGCAGACCCAAAACCUUUCAAACAUGUGUCUGCCACACACCUUCCCAACAAAGAUAUUGAGAACCAAGAUCCAGGAAACUCAGAAGUAGGUAAGAAGGCACCUGUGCGACUGGGUGUAAGCAGGCUUCCGGUGCUAGCAAAGUCCCUUCGUCUUCAGACUCCUUCCGACUUCACUCAGUCCCACUGCGGGUGGGAGGACAAACCCUUGGCUGGGAAAGCUAAGAAGAAAAAGACAUGCACCAGGCCUGUACCUUUCAACAUGACUCAGCCCAAGAGCUCAAGAAUGCACACUGAAACUGCACAGCCUCAAACGGCUUCACAGUCAAGGCUUGGCACUCAUGCUGUCCAAGCUGAAAACAAUGCAUGCAAUGCUCGUCUAAAAACCCAAAACAUUAAUGCAAAACCCUCUAAACAUCCAGCUCUUUUAAACAACAAGGGGGACUCAACUAAAGGGGCAGGAAAGUUUCAUGGAAAGGCGACAGAAAAACCCCACCUGUCAGGACAGUCUGGGCCUUCCAACACAUGUAAGACUAAUAACACUUUGCAUCAGAACAGUGCUGCUCCGUCUACACAGGCUGCUGUUAGUGAAGAGGCCUGUUUGGAUAAUUUGAACCUGCUCAGUCUCAAAGAUCCAUCCAAGACAUCCCAUGUUAGCCAGAACAUUUCAAAAGGUCCAUCUGACAAAGGGGAGAAAUUCCAGCCUGACCAUGCUGCUCUGCUCAGUGUCCUCCAGAAUGAAGGAGCCCAGCGAGUGUCUGCCAUGAAGAGUCGUCAGAAGGCUGAACCCACUACAGCUGUUUCAGGAUCAGUGAAGUCGGUUCAGUUCUCUCCAGACCCCACCGCACUGAGAAGUAUCCUCCUGAACGAGGGGGUGAAGGCUGCAGGGCCCGUGGGUGCUACACCCCGAAACUCAGUCUGUCCUGGCAGAGGGACUUCAAUCUACACACCCCAGCGAGUGUCUGUCAUGAAGAGUCGUCAGAAAGCUGAACCCACUACAGGUGUUUCAGGACCAGUGAGGUCGGUUCAGUUCUCUCCAGACCCCGCCGCACUGAGAAGUAUCCUCCUGAAUGAGGGGGUGAAGGCUGGAGGGCCCGUGGGUGCUACACCCCGAAACUCAGUCUGUCCUUCAGGCAGAGGGACUUCAAUCUACACAGCCCAGAGGGUGCCAGUUAGAAAAAAUGGUGCGGAGGCAACCAGAGGACCAGUUGCGGUAGCACUCAAAGACACUCCGUCAAAGAAAUGGACACCACAGAGAGUCCGCGACACCAAGCAUCAGCCCAUGUCUUCCAUGAAAUGGAAUCUGACGACGCCGUACACUCCCGGGCUGAGACGCUGCAACACCAACCUUCAGCCGCGCCAAGAGGAGGUUGUCCAGAGGUUAUUUGAUGAUCAAGAGGACGAGCAGAGCACAAAUGUGGCAGAGAAAGAUCCAGGGACACGAGCAGAUCAGCUCCCAGUUCAAGCCUCAACUAUUAAAUCCAGUUAUGAAGAAAACUUAGAGACCAUCAGGACCAAGAGUGAGGAGGAUGAGGAGAACAGACAGAUUACAGGAGGGCAGCCGUUCUUCCAAGCACCUCAAAGAGAGUCGGUCAUUUUUUUCUCGACAGGCAAAACUCUGUUACGAGCUCCACGUUUUGAGAAGCAGGAGAGCUCAGCCCAUGAGGAGCAACAUGGUCCGGUUUCAUCAGAACAGCGAAAAGUGCUUCAAGUACAUGAAGGAAAAUCAUCAGAACCAACCUGUCAGAUCAAGAGUCUGCACAGAGACCUCACUGUUCAGAAGACUUGUGCUCUAAGUCCUGCUGUGGCGAUACUGCGCAAGCGCCUUCCUCCCCUGGAGGAGCUGCUCAUGGACGAGGAGGUGGCCACCUUCACCUCAGUGUCGGGCCCGACUGCUAACGUGUUCCUCCCUACUCGGCCCCGAUGUGGAAACCCGGUGGCCUCCUACCUGCACUUUGAAGAGUCAACUACAUUUGUUCCAAUUGGCUUUGAUCUCUCCUGCGGCUCUUCUUCUCCACACAGCUCUCCACUGCAGGAGAGAUGAAAUGCACUACGAAUACAGUUGUUUCUUUUUAAGCUUCUGAUAUCUUUUUUUUUAAUAAACCUAAUGAUGUUUGUCCAACACUGUUGAUGCCAGUCUUAAUAUAGAUCCAAAGAGCACUACUGGUAUCAUUUUUGUUAUAAACUCAUCAACGUUUUUGUCUUAUAAAUGUUUCAGACUGACUCUUAAUAGAUGCUUUCUAAAAAAAUAAAGUUUUUUUCUGUUGAAUAAUGCAGCUUUCAUACUGUGGACACCCAUAUAGUAGAUGAAUCAAUAAUGUAGAUGAAUAACUAUUAGAAACAAUGUUUGACAUGAAUAGAAAACUAAAUGUGAGGAAAAUGUUUUAAAAGGUCAAUGAAGACUUGAUCAGUGUUAUAGCCAUAGUAUAUAUAUAUAGAUUAAGGUGGUUUGGAUCAUUUUUAUCUGCGGCUGUGGCUAAAGAGGUGAAGUGGGUUGGUGGUUUGAUUCCCAGUUCCUCCUGUCUACGUGUCAAAGUGUCCUCGGGCCUUGAACUGCUGCCAUCGGUGUGUGAAUGGGGAGAAAAAUUGUAGAGCUUUGAUAAAAACGCUAAAUAAUUGCAGAACAUUUAUGUGUAAAGUUUGUAACUGUAGAUUCAAAACGUUCUUCCUGUACAGUGUUUAUAAUAAAUUUAUAUAUGUUAUUGUC
Messenger RNA from Thunnus maccoyii (southern bluefin tuna), 3033 nucleotides. RefSeq names its product trophinin associated protein. The transcript is spliced from 16 exons. The coding region runs from base 241 to 2370 and encodes 709 amino acids. The record is from RefSeq and is a predicted model, not a curated record. Lineage: Eukaryota; Metazoa; Chordata; Actinopteri; Scombriformes; Scombridae.